CGAAAUAUUUCUUUAAUUUUGACAAAAUUUGUUUCAUUGAAGAAGUGACGACAAUUAUUUCGUUACUUUGACGAGAUUUUUUCCUCCGAGCAAAAACCAGGAAAGAGUUUCGUCAAAAAAAAGUUUCGUGGAAUUUGAUUAUGCAUUUUUACAGUGCUAUCCAAUUACCAAUAGUAAUAAACAAUUCUCUUUUAUUUCUAGCUUGCUUUCAUGGGAGUAGCAUUGUCCUUACAAGAAGUGGUGAAAAAGAAAUGAAAGACUUACAGCUGGGUGAAGAGGUUGCUUCAGGGUUUCUGCCUGACGGAUCAUUUACAUACAGCCCAGUCAUUGCAUUUCUGCACAAAGACAAACACAUGGAGUCUUCUUUUAUUCAACUUACCACAGACUCUGAUGCAACUGUACUAAUAAGUGACAAACAUCUUAUUUUUCGGCGCACUGAUGACAAAGACUUUGAAGCAGUUCAUGCCAACAAAAUCAAGAUUGGAGAUCGCGUUUACACGAAAAUAGUUGGAAAAAUGGCAACUCUCUCUGUUGUCACAAGUCUGAAAUCUUUGGUUUUGGUUGGAGUUUACGCACCUUUAACAUUGGAUGGUACCAUUGUCGUCAAUAACAUUUUAGCAUCCUGUUACGCCGAGGCUGAAAGUCAUACGAAGAGUCACAUCGUAUUUUGGCCAAUGAGAGUACACUAUUAUUUUAAGAGUGCAAUUAAAAGUUUUGAUUGGCUUUGGAGCCAGCCAAUUAGUAUAGUGGAAAAUACAAAGCAUUUUGAAUUUGAAAGUAUUGAUGCCAACAAGGAAAACAUGUUAAAAUCGCAAGAAUUUCAAGGAAUUCAUUGGUAUGCUGAAAUGCUUACAUGGCUAGUUGGAUCAAAGUAAAUUAAGAUAUUAUAGCAAGUUUAGAGAUAGUUUGGAAACUGAUGAGAAAACUACGAAGAAAAAUUUUAAAUUUCUUGUAUUACUUCAAUAAAAUAUUUUCAUGUCAUCCAA
This is a messenger RNA of Parasteatoda tepidariorum (common house spider), 986 nucleotides long. The record is from RefSeq and is a predicted model, not a curated record. NCBI's taxonomy places the organism in Eukaryota, Metazoa, Arthropoda, Arachnida, Araneae, Theridiidae.